AGUAUUGGAUGGGCACACACAAAAAAGGACCUUCGAUGAUCAGUGACGGCGGUAAAGAAAACCAGAUGACUUUAGAAGAAUGGAUCAAAGAUAAACCCUGUGCAUUAGGUGAAGGAGUUCUCAAACGUUUUGAUGGCCUUUUGCCUUUCUUGUUUAAAGUUCUUUCUGUAAAUAAAGGCCUAUCAAUACAGGUUUGACAUUUCUUUAUAUAACGAGCUCUUCACAGGCUCUGUAUAGCAUACAUGGUUUUAAAUUUAGCAUCUUGAAAUGAAGGUUCCCAAAUGCCACAGAUUAAUUUACUAUACUGUUCUAAGCCAGAGUCUAUUAGAGGCGUGCUAUUGUACAGUAUUCUGCAUUGUAAAUCACAUACUGUAUGCCAAACAACUUUUAUUCAAAGAAACAAGUAUUAUGUGUAACUGCAAACAGGACAUUGUAUUACUGUGCAGUUUACGUAUACAAACUAUUGUAACAUAUACCUGUCAUACAUAACUAUCAUUUAUAGUAUAGAGCAGGUAGCCUGCGUGGCAGGCGGUAUUUCUAGAGGCAGCGAAAAUUAGGGAGGCGAAGGAACUAAAAACCGCAGGCUAUAUAGAGCAGGCUACACAGCAGCCGUAUUUUCUAACAAACACCUGCAUACAGCCUAGUGUUGGAGAGGUCUUUAUGCAGGCUAGUAUUGGAGAGGUCUAUAUUGUAGAGAUAUUUUCAAAAGAAAAGGAUAUAGCAGGCAGGCCCUCAAUUUGAUGGGGGGCCUGAUUUGCAGUGGGCCUGAUUUGCCACGCAGGCUACACAGUAGAGAGGUUCCGCAAUGAAAGAUUCGAAUGUAUAUAUGUAUGAAACCAUGGAUAAUAAAAUAAAUGGAUAGGAAACUAGAUGACGUGACCUAAUGUGUUCAAUGGGCUGAUGGCGUCAUUGGAUGUUGAAACCUAGUUGCAAACCAAAUUCUCAAAAACGGCAUGUUUAGCAUUAAUACAGCUAAACAUUUUCGUCAAAGAGCAAAUGAAUAUAACUACGCCAUUCUACGAUGAAAUCUCUAAGUAUUCCCAGUCAAUUUUAGCAAAUAUUUCAAGCACUAAACAGUGAAAAAGGCAUCCCAAAUUUCGUUAAAAUUGGGGACGCCAAUUUCGUAGCUACAAAUGUAAAAAAAUGCAAAACAAAGACAAAAACAUUUACCUUGAAUACCUUAUCGUGGCUUAGGCAUGUUUUUAAAACAAUUAGACCAGUUUAUGCUUCAAUAUUACUCUUUUAAAGCGGAAAGUAUAGCGAAACAACAAAAAUGCCGAGAACUUUGCAAUACGCGUGACGUCACAGAUUGCAACUAGGUUGUUUUGCUUACGUCAGCUAGAGUCCUAUCCAUUUAUUUUAUUAUCCAUGAUGAAACGCGCCUACAACUGUGAUUUCUCACGACCCACUGCAAACUCUUUCUGGCUUUAUUUUUCUCAAUACUAAUAUAACAAGUUUUGUGAAAGGGAGUUUACCUAUAGUUGUGUUCAUAAAUUAAUUCUAUCUUGAAAAUAUUUGUUAGGCCCAUCCUACAAAAGAAUUAGCUGCUCGACUUCAUCGGGAAAAACCUGAAAAUUAUCCAGAUGACAAUCACAAGCCAGAGAUGGCCAUAGGUAAGUGUACAGAACGGUUUGUGCCAGACUGAGUGUGGGUAGCGACGAUAACAAGACAACUGUGCGUUGAGAGACACGACUACCUGAAAAACGUUAGUUGUGUCUCUAUCAAUCUGCAGUUGUUAAGUACUAUUUAAAACACGAGUACGAGUGUUUUAUCAGAUUUUAAACGCGAGGCCAGUGGCGCCGUGGCCGGGGGGGGAGGCAUGCCCCCCCCUAUUGUUGAGACCCGUCGGAAAAUUGUCAGUGUUGUCGGAAAUUGUCAAAGUUGUCGACGGGGGGAAGUGAAGAUUUAAAAUGUUCUCGUCCGGAAAAAUGUUUGGUUUGUCAGAAAAGUUUUUCGGUUUGUCGGAAAAGUGCUGCCCUUGCCUAGCCUGCGUGCAGCCUGACUUUAAAGGGGGAAAAGUCAGUCUACGAAUCAGGGAACAAAACCGUGUUCGCGCCAUCUUUUGAAUUGCAUGUAUUUCUGUAUUCAAACGUGAUUGGCUAUUGCUCAGAAGCUUAAUACACGCGCUUCGAUUGGCCAAUUGUUAAUACAUUUAGUUCAAGCGCGAAGAGCAUUAUUGUGUGUAAUUUAUGCACGAAGCCCAUACAAAAGAUGUAUGAAAGGGUUCUCAUUGAGUGUUCUCAAGACGCCAUUUUGCUAGGUACAGAGUGUCCCAAAACCACAAAAACUAUUGAAAUAACGUUUGUCAGAAUUUGAAUGCCUCAGCACUCUCCUGAACCCACAUGUGCAUCAAAGCUUGACCAGGGCCGCCGAGAGGUUGGCGGGAGCCCGGGGCAAAUUAUUUUUUUGCGGGCCCCCUAUCCAAAAAAUUUUUCCGGAAAAAUUUUUUUUCUAGAUAACAACCUCCCCCCCCCCCACCCGUCGCCAAAAAAUUUUCGGUCAGUGUACCAUUUUAGGGGUCAAAAAUUUUUUUCCGGAGUAAAAAUUUUUCCGGACGAGUACGUUGCAAUUGCUUUCCAGGGACUUUAUCUCAUUUUUUUAUGCCGAAUUUCGGUACUUAGCCCAAGAAAACAGAUAUCUUGUCCUUUGCGUGGAAAUAUUUAACACACAAAAAAGACUGGGGCGCAACAAAAAAUUUUCAGGGGCCCGCAGCACCUCGGGGCCCGGGGCAAUUUGCCCCCCCCCCCUCUCGGCGGCCCUGAGCUUGACAUAAUUAAAUUGUAUGCAUGAAGAAACUGUUUAAGAAGUUGUUUAAAAUUCCCAUGAGCAGUGUGCUUUACAAAGAUAUUUUAAUUUCUUAAUAAGUCAAAUAUUUAAUAUAUGCACCCUGCCAAUAUUUUACGCAUGUUUACGUUCAGCUUAAGGCCCUGUUACACGGUGCAAUUUUUCAUGCAACUUGUCUCGCAAUGUUUAUAAAAAGAUUUUGAUAAUGCAUUGCAAGAGGUGUUACACACUGCAAUGAUUUUCAUGCAACUCGCAACGAUAGGGGACAGAGGCAUGCGAAGAGACCAGGGAGAGGCGCUAUUUGGCGCCAAAUUUUAAUUAAAAUAAAGCGUGUACUGGGGAGAGCCAAUAGGAACUCUCCAAGCUAUAAAUAUUGCGAGACAAGUUGCACGAAGUCAUGUUACACGCUGCAACGCUUAAAAUAAUUAGUGCAAUCGUUGCCAAAAGUAGAACCGACUUCUACUAUGUGCAAUGCUUCAUGCAACUUGUCUCGCAACGAUUUUGACCAUUGCAAGGCAUGUUAAACGGUGCAAUGUUUCACGCCAUUGCGAGACAAGUUGCAUGAAAAAUUGCACCGUGUAACAGGGCCUUUAGUGCUAGUGUAUUCAAAUUGUAACAAUACGGUCAAUACGGGUACUGUGAUACGGACACCCUGUAUAUCAUUUUGUUGAACUGAAUGUAUUAACAAUUGGCCAAUCGAAGCGCGUGUAUUAAGCUUCUGAGCAAUAGCCAAUCACGUUUGAAUACAGAAAUCCAUGCAAUUCAAAAGAUGGCGCGAACACGGUAUUGUUCCCUGAUUCGCAGACUGACUUUUCCCCCUUUAAAGUCAGGCUGCACGCAGGCUACCCUUGCCCCCCAACAAAAACAAAAAAAAACAUGGGUCCCACGGCGCCACUGCGCGAGGCGCAGCCGAGCGUUUUAUGUUUGAUAAAACACGACAACGACAACGAGAGCAUUUCUCGUUUAAUUUUAACAGCUCUGACAGAUUUUGAAGGACUGUGUGGCUUUCGGCCUUACGAUGAAGUCGCCACUUACUUGGAAACAAUACCAGAAUUAGAAACUGUAGUUGGUAUGGAGGAAAGCUCUUCAUUUAUUUCCGCUUGCAAAGGUGAGUUGUGUGUUGUCACGAUAAAGGAUUUGACUAAAACUAAACCCAGUCCGCGUAUAUUUAAGGCCUGUUUAAACGGAUCCAACAUUGUUGGACCAACAUCAUCCAACAAUGUUACUAUAAUAGAUAUGACUGCUUCUCUUUCAAAUCUUUUUGGUUAGAUAAGCUUUACUCAAACUCUAAACCUAGUCUUGACAAAAAUAUUUGAAAAAGAAGUCGUUUGGGCCAUUAUUUCAACAAUGUUGGAUGAUGUUGGCCCAACAAUGUUGGAUCCGUUUAAACAAGGCUUUAGUCUGGCCUACUGUAUAUAUGGAAUUGGAAAAAAAAUAUAGGAAAGUUUUAUGCGUAUAGGUCGCUUCACCUUCUUUACACUAGAGGGAUGAAUUCUUCGAUGUUAUUUGUUAUUUUUGGUGGAAAAUCAUCUCGGUUUUCAGCUCUAUAUCCGGAAACUUUGAAUCCAGGAAGCAAAAACUUGCCUCAAUUAAGGUAAUUCCGCAGUUUUGCAUUGCGCACUUUUACUGCGCACAUCUUGUAACUUAUAAUUUCAUCCAUUAUACGUACCGUUUAAAAAAAAAAUCAUUUUAUGACAAUUUUAUGUUACUUCAAAACAUCUUUGGUUACAUUCGUGCAAAGAAUUACGUUAAAAUCAAUGUUUUCAAAAAAGGCAUACAAAAGUGUAGCUAGGGUUCCCUGUGUCUGUAGUAUAUUUAUUUACUUGUAUUUCACGUUUUAAUGCCACAAUUCCCUAAAAAGAUCGGUGACCCCCGUUUUAUAACUGAUAAUUUAUUUCUUUAAUGCAUUUUACAUUUUAUAUCCGAAAUUAAAAGAAAAAUCAUUUCUGGAUCUUGAAAAAAAAUCCUUUAUCAAUGCAUGUUCUCAAAGAAAGAUAUGUAAAGAAAUGUGGAAAAGACAUCUGUGGAUUAGAAUUGUACACGUUAGUAGUUUCAUUUUGCUCAAAACAUAAUAUUUUUUCCAAAAUAAUUUUCCAAGAUAGGUUUACUAAAGCAAAAUUCGCUCUAAAAACGUCAAUAAAUAUCGGGCUGUUGUGAUUUUGCUGUUACUCGUAUUAAUGAGCGUCAGGAUGGCGCCAUAUUGGGGGUAAAGGUGGUAUAUUGUAAUUGUCAUAUCUUCUUAACGAGUUCGGUGACCCCGACUUUUUUGUGUGAUUUUACUUUAAGUAUAUCAUAAACUCCAUGCCUGGGAAGUUUCAGCACAUUCUCAUUUCGGGAACAAUUACUGCGGAAUUACCUUAAGGCCCGUGUAAACGGGCGAUUUUUGCUGCGAUUUUUGUUGCGAUUUUUGUUGCGAUUUUUUCCUUUUGGAGGAUGUGAAGGAGAGAUUACUUAAUGAUGUUGUUAUGAGAUUUCAUAACCUGGAACAUUUAUAACUGAUCUACUUCUUCACAUUCUCCAAAAGCAGAAGAUCGCGCAACUGAAAUCGCAGCAAAAAUCGCCCGUGUAAAUUGGCCUUAAAAGCUGCUACAUGUAUUUUAUUAUACUUAUUUCAAAAUUUCUAUUUCACUCUACAUUUCAUAUAAUUUUGUUCAGCUAGCAACGAUGAACAUGUUAGGAAGUCAUUUUUCAAGAGAUGUUUUACCUCAUUGAUGACGAGAGACACAAAUAUUGUUAAAGAAUCGUUAUCAGCACUGGUCGGUCGACUGAGUAAAAACACUAAUUCGUCUGCAGAUUUAAAAGACUUACUGUUGCGAUUAAAUUCACAAUUUCCAGGAGACGUUGGUUGUUUUUGUAUUUAUUUUAUGAAUCACAUAAUCUUGAAACCUUUGCAAGCAAUGUUCCUGGCACCCAAUCUUCCACACGCUUACUUGGAUGGAGGUGAGAGACAUCAAACCAAAUAUCGAACCUUUGGCAUUUCAUAUUUGUACCGGUUUCAUCAUACUAGCUCCCUGACAAGGGAUUGGCGAAAACUGUUAUUACAAUUAUAACGGUAACCCAGUAAAUAAUCAAUCAGCCUUUCUCACCCCGCCAUUUUUGGGUAGCUUUUCAGCCGAAGUCGGCGAGAUAAGUCCACACAACAGCGACGUUUUAUAAUUUUUUGGACGAAUGAUGGUAAAUUUUCUUUGUAAAUGGUUAGUUUAUUUUGAAAAAUUACUUUUUACAUUGUUUUAAUUAUCAGCAUUGGUUAACGAGAAUUAGUAUAAUUACAUAGGUGAUUAUUGAAAAUUCUCCACGCUGAUUGGUUACCGUUGAGGUGAUUAUUACGCGAUAAUCACCUAAGCGAUUUUCAAAAUGGCGGCCGAAGCCGUUUUGUCAAUUAAAAGACGAAGAAAUGUGCAUUUUUUAAUUUUUUUCAAAAAAAUCACCUAUGAAAUUAUACUAAAACAAUUAUUCACCUCAGGCUCGGUGAUUAUCGUGAAUAAAAACCUCGACUUCGUCUCGGUUUUUAUUCACCGAUAAUCACCUCGCCUUCGGUGAAUAAUUGUUAAUUAGAUGCCACCCAAAAAUGGCGGAUAUUCGUCAUCAUGAGAAAGGCUGACUCCUUCAUUUUGCAAUUAUUUAGUGCAUGAUUAACCAUCGCUGAACGGGUGUCUUCGUAGCAGCAUUUGCUUUCCUCUCGGGAGUGGUUAUCGCUCUCUCCGGAUUUUUUACAACUGGCCCUUAAUGUUGUCUAAAGUUUUGCGGAUCUGUAGACACCUGUACAUGUUUCUGCGAAGGAGACUAGACCAAAUUAUAUUACACUAUCAUGAUAAAAUCUUGAGAGUGGGGUUACAGUUUAGGUUAUGAUGAACAAUACACUGGAAAAUAAAUAACAAGAACGUCGACGUUUCGAGCGAAGGCCCUUCGUUUUGAGACUUGCAGAACAUGUUCAUUUUCGUAGACGGAGGCCGUAGUAGCUUGGUCGAAACGUCCUUUAUAGGCUUUACUAAUGUACAUAUAUUUUUAGUCAGAGACAACUUUUUAAAUAUUGUUAUAUUUUACAUUAUAUUCUUAUAAAUUGGUGUUCAUGAUCGGUGUUCAAGGAUAUAUAAUUGUACAAACCUACAUCCUAUGUCUUCGUUUUCAGAUUGCAUUGAAUGUAUGGCUUGCAGCGAUAAUACAGUACGAGCAGGUUUGACACCAAAGUUUCGUGACGUAAAAACUCUUUGUGACAUGCUUGAUUAUUCUCCUGGAUCAAGAGAAGACAACAUGUUUAAAUGUGAGCGAGAUCCAUCUUGCCCAUAUUCCGAAGUAUAUAAUCCUCCUGUGCCGGAUUUUGCAGUUCGAAAAAUACUAGUAAGUGUUGUGUUUUUUUUUCUUCUUGAAAAUUCUAGGCCUACUUGAAUUGAACUAUAGCGACCUUAGCAUGUCAGUGAUCUCACCGCGUAUAUUGCAUAAAACUAUAAUUUACAGUAUGUGUAUCGCAGCACAGAGGGAUUUUUCAGCACUUUUAAUGCCUUUGGUGUCGUGUUAUAUUUAUGUACUACUCUAUAUAUUAAAUGUCAUACACAUUCUCAUAGGGAAUCUGCUUUGUGUUUAUGCGCCCGCCACUAAUCUAUGUAAACAAGCAUUGUGAUUGGUUACAAUGAACACAAUGAAACCAAAGAAUGAAUUUUCUAUGAGUCGCAAGCAUUGAUCACCGUUGUUUAAUAAGCAAGCCAUAUGUUGCGGCGUACAUGCACUAGUCAUUAAUUACUAUAAUGUAUUCGCUUUACCAAAAUGUAAACCCAACAUAUUCUGACUGGAAUGGUUUUAAAAUGAGCAAUUUUGUUCUUUUUUCGCUCUACAGGUUCCUUGUAAAGAGAUCAGUUACAUGUUGAGGCCGCUAAAUGGUCCAAGCAUUAUCAUUAUAAUUGAAGGAAAAGGACAUUUUGAAAAAAGUGAUUUCAACAAACAGAUUGCUAUUUCUGCUGGAACUACCGUAUUCUGUUCUGCUAGUCAUUCAUUGAUCAUUAAUAAGGAGAAUACUAAACUGUUUAUGUUUCAAGCUUACUGUGAAGUAAAUUCACAGUAAAAACAAAUUGGUUUAUGGGUUAUUUUAACCAAUUUGUUUUUAAAGUGUUCUAUUUGAAUUUGGAAUUUACCAGUGGAGAGGAUGCGCUAAUUUAAGGUGGCUCAAUACAGUUUUUGAAAUAUGACAAAAUCGUGAGUUAGAUUUAAUUUUUUGAAGAGAGGUUUCUUGUUAGAAGACAAAAAGUAUACCACAUAUAUUGAGCAAUCUUCUAGG
This is a messenger RNA of Paramuricea clavata, 8053 nucleotides long. The record is from the annotation of a GenBank genome assembly. Lineage: Eukaryota; Metazoa; Cnidaria; Anthozoa; Malacalcyonacea; Plexauridae.